This is a messenger RNA of Neodiprion fabricii, 3876 nucleotides long. RefSeq lists its product as uncharacterized. Gene Ontology annotation, biological process: telomere maintenance; DNA repair. The coding region runs from base 1 to 3876 and encodes 1291 amino acids. The record is from RefSeq and is a predicted model, not a curated record. The transcript is spliced from 3 exons. Gene Ontology annotation, molecular function: DNA helicase activity. Lineage: Eukaryota; Metazoa; Arthropoda; Insecta; Hymenoptera; Diprionidae.
AUGGCGCGAUUGCGUCAAGCUGAAUCAGAAGAUGUACAAGCUGAACGAAAUGAACGAAGAAGAUUAGAACAAAGGCAAUCGCGUCGUCUUAUAGUUGGCAGAUGCAGAGCGAAUGAACAACAGCGCCAACAGGUGCAUCGAUUAUUUACAUCUAAUUCAUUCCUGCGUCUAGCAUUCGAGUGUGAGCACGAUAUUCAAUAUUAUGCUCAUUCAAAAGUGGUAAUUGGUGCUAUGGACAAGGAAUGUCCGCAUUGUCAUGCUCUUAAGUUUAAAACUGAGCCACCUGGAAUGUGUUGUUCGUCAGGAAAGGUGCAAUUACCUGCAAUUGAGACACCACCUGAACCAUUGAACGGUUUACUUAUCGGCACGGAUCCAGAUUCUAAUCUAUUCCUAAAGUCAAUUCGAACAUUUAAUUCAUGUUUUCAAAUGACAUCGUUCGGAGCAACAGAAAUAAUUAGAAAUAAUGCUAUCAAUGGUCAGCAAUUUAAUUCAACAUUCAAAAUCAAAGGCCAAAUUUAUCAUAAAGUGGGCUCAUUGCUGCCAAUGCCAAACGGAUCACCUAAAUUUUUACAAAUUUACUUUAUGGGCGGUGAGGAUGCACGUGUAGAUGCACGUUGUGGCUAUAAUAACCUCGAUUCAUUUUUUGCCAGACGCAUCGUCAGUGACCUGGAUUCCCUAUUGAAUGAGCACAAUGAAUUGUUGAAAAUAUUCAAAUCACACAUGCACAAAUUACAAAGUGAUAAUCACGCUAUUGUCAUCAAUCCGGAUAAAACACCUGCUGGAGAGCAUAUUCGUAGAUUUAAUGCACCUGUUCUUGACGAUGUCGCUGGAAUCAUGGUUGGCGAUCGUACAGCUAAACGAGAAAUAGUGAUUCGUAGAAGAAAUAAUAAUCUACAGUUCAUUGCUGAUACACACCGUUCAUAUGACGCUCUCCAAUAUCCGCUAAUGUUCUGGAAGGGACAAGAGGGGUAUUGCAUAAAUAUUAAACAACGAAAUCCCGCAACAGGCGCCGAAACGAACAAGAAUGUUAGUUCGAAGGACUAUUAUGCGUAUCGGUUGAUGAUUAGACGUGAUCAGGACAACGUUAUUCUACGAUGUCGUGAGCUUUGUCAACAAUUCAUGGUCGACAUGUAUGUAAAGAUAGAGAGCGAACGAUUACGAUACUUGCGAUUUAAUCAAGAAAAGCUGCGUGCGGAAGAAUACAUUCACCUGCGAGACGCUAUUGUCAACAACGCCGAUGCCGCUCAAAUCGGUAAUUCUGUCAUUCUACCAUCAUCAUACAUCGGCAGCCCACGUCAUAUGCAAGAAUACAUACAGGAUGCUCUGACUUACGUGCGCGAAUAUGGGCGGCCGUGUUUAUUUAUCACGUUCACAUGUAAUCCAAAAUGGCCGGAGAUUACAUCUUUACUAUUGCCUGGCCAAAAUGCAGUACAUCGUCAUGACAUUACAGCACGUGUGUUCAGACAAAAAUUGAAGUCUUUGAUAAAUUUCAUUACAAAACUACAUGUAUUCGGUCCCACACGUUGCUGGAUGUAUUCCGUUGAAUGGCAAAAGCGGGGAUUACCUCAUGCCCACAUUUUGGUUUGGUUAAUCGAUAAAAUACGACCUGAAGAAAUCGACAGUAUAAUUUCUGCGGAAAUUCCAGAUCCGUCUACUGAUCAAAUGCUGUUUGAUAUUGUUACAGCAAACAUGUUUCAUGGCCCAUGCGGCAAUCUGAAUCGUACAUCGCCUUGCAUGGUAGAUGGAAAAUGUACCAAAAGUUAUCCGAAAAAUUUCACGAACGAUACGAUCACAAAUGUUGACGGAUACCCCAUAUAUCGUCGAAGAAGUUCCGAUAAUGGCGGGCAAUCAUUUGUUAAAAAUAUAAACAGAGUAGAAAUUGACAUUGAUAACCGUUGGGUGGUCCCAUAUUCGCCUCUGCUGAGCAAAACAUUCAAUGCUCAUAUUAAUGUUGAGUUCUGCAGUUCAGUAAAGAGCAUCAAAUACAUUUGCAAGUAUGUCAAUAAAGGCAGCGAUAUGGCUGUAUUUCGAGUUGACAAUAUCAAUGCGAAUGCUCCUCCGGUGAAUACUAACGAUGAAAUAACGCUUUACCAAAUUGGUCGGUACGUCAGCUCCAAUGAAGCCGGUUGGCGUAUCUUUGGUUUCCCAAUUCAUGAACAGGAUCCAGCAGUUAUUCAUUUGUCCGUCCAUCUUGAAAACGGCCAGCGCGUAUAUUUCACGACCGAGACAGCGAUCGAUCGUGCUAUAAAUCCACCAAAAACAACACUCACUGAAUUUUUUGAAUUGUGCAAUCGUGCGGAUGUUUUUGGUGCGUUAGCACGGACAUUGCUGUAUUCAGAAAUACCACGCUAUUUCACAUGGGCUCCAACAAAAAAAUGGAUGCCCCGCAAGCAAGGCACGCCGAUUGAUGGAUAUCCCGGUUUAUUCAAAUCAAAUACCUUGGGGCGAGUAUUUACAGUCAAUCCAAGGCAGUCUGAGUGCUUUUAUCUUCGCCUGUUAUUUGUUAAUGUCAUCGGGCCAUUGUCAUUUCAAGAUAUACGGAAAGUGGAUGGACAACAGUAUCCGACGUAUAAAGAUGCAUGCCAUGCACUCGGCUUGCUGGAAGACGACAACCAGUGGGAAUGUAUGCUUGCUGAAGCGGGAUUGAACUGUGCAGCAAAACAAAUUCGUCUACUAUUCGCUAUAGUGUUGACUACAUGUUUCCCGACCCGAGCAGAGACAUUAUGGGACAAUCACAAAGAUUCAAUGACUGAUGAUAUAUUGCAUCAACAUCGUACACGGUGCAACGAUCUAACGAUAGUUUUCAGUGACGCUAUGUACAAUGAAGCAUUGAUUGCUAUUGAGGAUCUUUGCAUUACCAUUGCCAACCUACCACUCAGUCAUUUCGGUAUGCAUUCACCAAAUCGAAAUGCAUCUGAUUUAAUGAACACUGAAUUGAAUCGUGAACUACAAUACAAUACUGCAGAAAUGGCAGCGAUUGUUGCUCGCAAUGUCCCACUAAUGAAUGAAGAACAAAAAACAAUUUACGACCGCAUCAUGCUCGCAGUUUCGGCAGGACAAGGUGGUUUCUUUUUUUUGGAUGCACCAGGUGGAACUGGCAAAACAUUCCUUAUUUCGCUAAUUCUCGCCGAAAUACGAUCAAAUAAUGGCAUUGCAUUGGCUGUUGCAUCAUCUGGCAUUGCGGCAACUUUAUUGGAUGGAGGCAGAACAGCUCAUUCAGUAUUUAAACUGCCGCUAAAUAUUCAAAACAACCCAGACGCAGUGUGCAAUAUAAAAAAACAAUCUUCCAUGGCCACAGUGCUUAAACGUUGUAAAAUUAUCAUCUGGGAUGAAUGCACUAUGGCGCACAAACAUUCGCUUGAGGCGUUGAACAGGUCAUUGAAAGAUAUAAAAAACAACGACAAACUAUUCGGCGGCACUCUGUUACUCCUUUCAGAUCCAUCCGCUGAAACAUUUUCAAAACAACUGUUAGAUAUCGGCGAUGGAAAAGUUGCUAGAGAUGAAAGUGGAUGCAUAAAAUUACAGGCUAAUUUCUGCACAGUCAUUGAUUCGCAAGAUGUUCUCAUUGACCAGAUAUUUCCCGAUGUACGCAGACAAUACGCAAAUCAUGGGUGGCUGGCAGAGAGAGCAAUUUUAGCAGCAAAAAAUGUGGACGUCAACGAAUUGAAUCUUAAGAUUCAACAUUUGUUACCAGAAGAAUUGGUGUCAUACAAAUCUAUUGAUACAGUUUGCGAUGACACCGAAGCUGUAAAUUUUCCAACAGAGUUUUUAAACUCAUUGGAUUUACCAGGCAUGCCACCGCAUAAUUUACAACUAAAGAUGUGCCAAUACAAUUUAAACGCCUUCAAUUUCCAAUUAGAUUGGCAUUUGCAAUGA